GGUGUCAGUACACGUGCGCAGUGCCGGAGCUGGAGGGCGGGAAGAGAGGGAGCUCGCUGUCAGCCGGGCCGGGCACCCAGACAAGAGACAACUGCUGAUUCACCUCACAACCAAAUAACACCCCCAGCUUCCCCGAGCCGACUGAACAGUGAAGGCAGCUCGAGGCUUCGAGGAGGGCUUUUUUAAACGCCUGCGUUUGUGUUUUUAUUUUACCUUUUUUUCUUCUUCAACAUCCUCAUUCUAUGUGUCUUCCCUCCUCCUCUGGCGAAAGUACAAAUGAAGAAAUUCUUACUUUGUGCGUCGCUUCGUUGGGUUUGGAAUUACAAAACGCGACGAUAUUGUUGAAAUAAUUGAACUACCCGACACACUGGUGAAAAUGUGGUCACGUCGUUUCGCGGGGAGCGGGUUAGCACCUGAAGCGAGACCUCCCUAUUUACAAUAAAGGAGUUACUGGGGGGUGGGGGGGGGAUGUUUCAAGGCAGGGAAAAAAGAGCCGGCCACUAAAGUGUGUUUUACGCCUCUUCCUGAAGAUAUUCGAUUAUCAGGAUGUGAAACACUGAAUACUGUUUAAAAAGAAAUAUCUGUGGACACAAACAUAACACGAUGCGGCUUUAGAAUACCAAAGACAAGGCUUUGAAAUGGCAUGAACUAUGGCUCAGCUGUACUACAAAAGAAGUGAUAAUGCACCGUACAGAGACCGAAUUUCUCUCCGAAUUGUCAGAGCAGAAUCUGAACUCUCUCCUGCAGAAAAGGCUUACCUGAAUGCUGUUGAGAAAGGUGAUUAUGCAAGUGUCAAACAAGCUCUUGAAGAAGCUGAGAUUUAUUUUAAAAUCAACAUCAACUGUAUUGACCCUCUGGGACGGACUGCACUUCUCAUAGGCAUUGAGAACGAGAACUUGGAAAUUAUUGAACUUCUCCUGAGUUUCAAUGUAUAUGUAGGAGAUGCUCUUCUCCAUGCCAUCAGGAAGGAGGUUGUUGGAGCUGUUGAACUACUAUUAAAUCAUAAGAAACCCAGUGGAGAAAAGCAAGUUCCACCAAUACUACUGGAUAAACAAUUUUCAGAAUUUACGCCAGAUAUCACACCUAUAAUUCUUGCAGCACACACCAACAAUUAUGAGAUCAUAAAACUUCUUGUGCAGAGGGGAGUCUCUAUACCACAGCCUCAUGAAGUUCGUUGCAACUGUGUUGAAUGUGUUUCCAGUUCAGAUGUUGACAGCCUACGUCAUUCUCGAUCAAGAUUGAAUAUAUACAAAGCCUUAGCAAGCCCAUCUUUAAUUGCUUUGUCCAGUGAAGACCCCUUUCUUACUGCAUUUCAUUUGGGCUGGGAGCUUCAGGAACUAAGUAAAGUGGAAAAUGAAUUUAAAUCGGAAUAUGAGGAAUUAUCACAUCAGUGUGAAACAUUUGCAAAAGAUUUAUUGGACCAGACAAGGAGCUCUCGGGAAUUAGAAAUAAUACUUAAUUAUAGGGAUGAUAACAGCAUUCUGGAAGUGCAGACUGCUAAUGAUCUUUCCAGGCUAAAGUUGGCAAUUAAGUAUCAUCAGAAAGAGUUUGUCGCCCAGCCGAACUGUCAGCAGCUCCUUGCUUCCCGCUGGUACGAUGAAUUUCCUGGCUGGCGACGGCGACAUUGGAUCGUUAAAUUCCUGACCUGCAUUGGCAUCGGACUGCUAUUUCCAAUCUUUUCUGUGUGCUACUUGAUAGCACCAAAAAGCACAUUAGGCCUUUUUAUUAGAAAACCAUUUAUUAAGUUCAUCUGUCAUACUGCAUCGUACUUGACUUUUCUUUUCCUGCUGUUGUUGGCAUCUCAACACAUUGAUCGCACAGAUUUAAACAUGCAGGGUCCUCCACCAACCAUAGUUGAAUGGAUGAUACUUCCCUGGGUGCUAGGUUUCAUUUGGGGUGAAGUAAAACAAAUGUGGGAUGGUGGACUUCAGGACUAUAUACACGACUGGUGGAACCUUAUGGAUUUUGUAAUGAAUUCUUUAUACCUAGCAACAAUUUCUCUGAAAAUUGUUGCCUUUGUUAAGUACAGUGGUUCACGUCAACGGCAGGACUGGGAAAUGUGGCAUCCCACCCUAGUUGCUGAAGCAUUAUUUGCUAUUGCAAACAUCUUCAGUUCUCUUCGCCUAAUUUCACUUUUCACUGCUAAUUCUCAUCUGGGACCUCUCCAAAUAUCUCUUGGACGUAUGCUGUUGGAUAUUCUGAAGUUUUUAUUCAUAUACUGUCUGGUGCUACUAGCUUUUGCAAAUGGUCUGAAUCAAUUAUACUUUUACUAUGAGACAAAUGCUACAGAGGAACCAAAUAAUUGCAAAGGGAUAAGGUGUGAAAAACAGAACAAUGCCUUUUCAACGCUAUUUGAAACUCUUCAGUCACUGUUUUGGUCAAUAUUUGGUCUUAUUAACCUAUAUGUGACAAAUGUGAAGGCUCGUCAUGAAUUCACGGAGUUUGUAGGUGCCACUAUGUUUGGAACGUACAAUAUUAUCUCGCUUGUCGUUUUGCUCAAUAUGCUGAUAGCUAUGAUGAACAAUUCCUACCAACUUAUUGCGGACCAUGCAGAUAUUGAGUGGAAAUUUGCAAGGACAAAGCUGUGGAUGAGCUAUUUUGAAGAAGGUGGAACUCUUCCAACUCCUUUUAACAUUAUUCCAAGUCCAAAGUCUGUGUGGUAUUUAAUAAAAUGGAUGCAAAGGCAUUUAUGCUUUAAAAUUCUCUGCAAACAAAAGCGAAAGAAACCUGAAAGUCUUGGCUCUCUCGGGAGGAGGGCAGCUAACAAUCUGAGGCGAAAUCAUCAGUACCAAGAAGUUAUAAGGAAUUUGGUCAAAAGGUAUGUUGCUGCAAUGAUCAGAGAUGGCAAAACUGAAGAAGGGCUGACUGAAGAGAAUUUCAAGGAGCUGAAACAGGAUAUUUCUAGUUUCCGCUAUGAGGUUUUGGGUCUUCUAAAAGGAAACAAGUUUCCUGGUAAACAGGCCACUGCCUUCAGCACAGCCUCUCGGAUUUCAGAUCCAAAUGAAGUUUUUAAGGUAGAAGAUCGAACAGCUGCCCACAUGACUGUGUCAACGAAGAAAAUAACAUGUGCAAAUGAACAGAAGAACAAGCUAAGUUUCUAUGAUUUGACAUCUUUAGUUUGUCCGAAGACAAUGGCGAAAUUGUCAGAUACUCCGGCAGCAUGUAACAACUUGAGCAAUGGGUCCAUGCCAAAAGCAACUGAUACAUCCAAGGAAAAGCAAAACAAUAAAAGUGUUGUUAAAGACUCAAUCAAAAAUUUGGGAUUCUUUCGAAAAAGAACAAAAACAUACAAUGCAGAGCAGAACAGCAAUAGGAUUUACACAGUUUCUGAGGAAAUUACCCAAGAGGAAGGCCUUUUCAGAAACAAAGAAAGUGACUAUGAGGGUAAGAGAGACUUGGACCAAAUGGUAGUGAGUGAGACUGACUCAGACAUAAAAGACCUAAAAGUGAGUAGCACAUGGAAGCCAGAAACAGAAGAAAAGAUGCAUAUGCCUUUGCAAAAACAGCCUCCAGAUGGCAACACCAGUGCUCACUCAUUCGAAACAACAGAGGAUACUCUGUCAAAUGGUUCAGGGAAUGAAGACAGUGCAAAUCAAUGGACUGUGACACAGGGUGAUUAUGUGACAACUAGAUUAUAAUAGUAUUUAUUUUGCAGAUUGCUUUUAAGAAUAAUAAUAAAGGAAUUAUAUUGAGAAGACAUGGUAAACCCUCAUAUUAGCAAUGCUUGUUUCUUUAAGUUAUUGAUUAUUUUAUCAAUGCUCCUGUGUGAGUCUGGAAGACUCUGGAACAAUGUAAUUGACAAUCUCUAAUUUAUAUGGGUAGAAAUCAGGGAGGAACAGUUGAUAUUUCCUAAGAAAUAUUGCAGCCAUUGAAAGUGGAAGACAAACUGCUAGCUGUAGUACCCAAUAUUUUAGCCUUGUUUCCAUUGCUAAGCUUGACAUAAAAUUCAACAUAAAAUUCUGCCAAUUAUUUUUCAGGUAAUGCAUAUACACCACUUGUAAGUAUGUAGCUGGAGACAAUACUAGAAGUGUUGAUGUUGUUUCUAAGUUUUUGGACAUGAUUUGGCUCUAGCACCAAAUCAGGAGCACAAUGCAAAUGUGCAGCAUCGGAUUUGCUAACAUCAUUAGCUAAAUGUCAUUGUAUAGAACUAAGCACAAACAUUUACUUAAAUAUGUCAUUGUAGUAUGACCAGUAGACCACUCAGCUCCUCAGGCCUAUUCUGCCAUUCAGUUAGAUCAUUGAUGAUUUAUACCUCAGCUAUAUUUGCCCCUUUGCUACAAACUUCCUGUUUCCUUGAGCUAAUAAAAACUGAUCUUUCCCAGCCUGAUGUCACCAGUCGUCCCAACAUCUGCAGCAGAUUUGAAGAGCUCCAAAUAUCCCCCAGCCCUCUGAGUAAAUUGCUUCUCAAUUGCACUGCUAAACGGCUUAACUCUCAUUUUCAGAUUAUGUUCUUUAUUUCCCAUAUUAAGGGGUUAAAAUAUACAUAAGUAGCCUGUCAAAUUAUUGUAACAUUUUCACCACCUCAUUGAGAUCACACACUUAAUCCGUAUUGAAGUACCUAAAUGCCAAAUUUCUGCAACAUUUCCUUUUGGCUUGAGCUUCCAACAAUGUUAGUUUUUUAAACAUAAUGAAGAUUGAUUUUGAAUCUGGUACUAUAUUAUGUUCCACAACAGCAGGUUACUAAAAUGUUAUAGUAAAGGAUUCAGGUCUUAAAUUGAAAUUGUAGCAGAAAUAUUUGGGGAUGCAGAGCAAGCAAAGAAGCAGUGACUUGGAUCUUGAUCUGUUUCAAUCAGAUUCCUGCUUCUUUGUGGGGAGGCAAUGGCCCAGUGGUAUUAUUGCUAGACUGUUAAUAUGGAGACCCUGGGUUCAAAUCAUGCCAUGGCAGAUGGUGGAAUUUGAAUUCAAUAAAUAUCUGGAAUUAAGAGUCUAAUGAUGAUCAUGAAUCCAUUGCCAAUGGUCGGGAAAAACCCAUCUGGUUCACUAAUGUCCUUUAGGGAAGUAAACUGCCAUCCUUACCUCAUCUGGCCAACAUGUAACUCCAAGCCCACAGUAAUGUGGUUGACUCUGAACUGCUCUCUGGGCAAUUAGGGAUGGGCAAUAAAUGUUGCCCCUGUCAGCAACACCCUCAUCCCAUGAAUGAAUGAUAUGUCCAUAAAGACAACAAUUUCUGUUGGUGAUGAGGGCAUGUUCCCCAACUCAAUAUCCUUCAUACCAUCACUGUUGAAGUAUGGUCAGCAUACUUUCUGUACAAGGUCCCACAGUGUCAUAUUCAAAUAGAGAUCAAUAUGCAAAAUAAUUCCUACUGCAGUUAUUGGUGUAAGUGCCUAUUCCAUCAAUAAAAUACUUUUCUCUCUGCAAUUUGGCAGCAUUAAUGUAAAUACAAAUAGGCAGAAGCCCUACCCUGUCCACAACAGUUCCAGCUAAAAUGUUGACAUACUUAAAAAUUCUUAAUCUAUUGUGUAUAAUUCCUAGCCCAAACUUUGACAACAUGAAUACUGUGUUUAAAUACCAGCAUUAACGUUUUAGGUGCAUAAGAAAUACACCUUCGAAGGUGCAUUAUAAAUUACUUUAUUUGCAUUAUAAAUGUUUGGUUGGAGGUAAGAUUAGAAAAUUAAAUAAUUAUUUACUUUCCCCAGUUACCACAUGCAUUAACCCUACUUGCCGCCUUCAAUCACUUGUUCCAUUAAUUUCUUGAAUUUGCUUGAAGUUAUUUCAGGAGGAAUGAAUUUUCCUCUACAAGAUAGGUCUUCCUGCUGACUUCACAUAAGUUGGAGAAUCUUGGCAAUUCAGAAAUGGCAGUAGUCAUGGCUAAAUCUUAGUCAAAAUUGGAGUGAAACUCCAUAUUGGGCAUCUUGAUAUAUGUCCAGUUCACAAAUACUGGAGUCACUGGACAAUCAAAUAUAUUUGGUAUAUCCUCAGUAUUCACUCUGGAUUCCCUGAAGUCUAACAGCAUCAAAUAAAAUUUAUGUAAGGAAGUCUGCUAUUUGUCAUCUACCACCUUCCUUCCACUGAUGAAUUAGUAAUUUUAUGUUUUGAAAAUCACUUGGAAGAAGCACUGUUUAUAGCAAGGACAUAGAAUAUGCUCUGGAUGAGAAACUUUAAUGUCAAACAAAAGUGACACAUUGACUUAACUAUUGAAUAAACUGUGAGAGUCCCAAAGAACAUAGCUUCACCGUAAAUUGCUCCAUUAGUGAGUUCUGAAAUACUGAUUCAUUAAAGUACUAGUGCAGGUUAAAUUAUUAUUCAUGUCCACGUACAUACAGAUCUGUACCACUGUCUUAUAAUCUGCAAUAGCUUAGUAUAAAUUUUAAAAUGUUGUCCACAUUCUAACAAUGAAUAAUUUUGAGUAGUACCCAGGAAACCAAUCAAAGAAAAACUCUGCGUGUCAUUCCAAAACAGUUCCUUUAACCAUUAAACAAAUACCCAGGAAAAUAUCUCAAAUCUGCAUAAUAUAUCAUAGCCCUAAAAUAGGGCUCAUCACCUGGAAAUUUCAUGGGAAUUUUUUUGAUGAUCCAUAAUGCUGGCAGGAGAACAGUGAGCUCCUGCACAAAUUCCACUGAAUAUAUACAUUUGGUCAUUAAUAAAAUAACUGCGGGAGGUCAAGAUUUAUAAUAUUAGCACACUGUGCAUUCAUUUUUAAUUAACGAAUUGUUCUAUACUUGAUAAAUUUUGGCAGUUUCAGCUUGGAGAGGCCUUAGGUUUUACUGAAAUAAUGAAGCAGGAGUUAGAAUUUAGUAAAAGGUGUCUUAAAUGUUACUGAUGUAAAUUGGAAAUGAGAUACAGUACUAAAGUUAGCACUAAUUUUAUCACAGUUUAAUGUAAUUUGGUAGAAUUUAUGUUUCAAUACUUGCGAUCCUCACUUGAAUUGUAUUUUUUUAAAGCUGUUAAUCUAAGUUCCGUCAAAGGUGCUGGUAUUUAACGAGAAACCUAAACCAUCUAAAUCAGUGCUCAACUGUCAUGUAUAAUUAUUGUACUGCUGUUGGCUAAAAACACACUUUCUAAUUUCUGCCUCAGUAUUACAAUAUAUAAUUUAAUGUAAUUUAUGAUCAGCAGCUGAGCUGCAAAAUUUACUGUGGCAAUCUCAUCUUAACUUUGUGAUUUAAUGUUUUAUCCUUAAAACUAGGUAACUGAAGUACCAAGAGUUGAAUCAUGUUCAUUCAUGAGCAGUGCAGAACUUAAUACCAUGGCUCUGAAGUUGACCAAUAAAGUAAACAGGGAAUAAAUGUUAACACAGUCAUUUAAUGUUCCUGUCUUCAGAACCUGAAUAGAUACAUUAACCACUCUAAAAUAAAUGGACUAACUACUUACAUACUCCCUGGUAGUUAAAAAAAAACAAUACAAUGCACUUUUGCAUCUGGCUAAGAUUAAACCUGCAUUGCUCUGGUCAUCAAUUUCUAUAAUAUGAACAUUAAGUGCAUGCUCUACUGAACUUAAAAUGCAUUCUGCACACCAAAGCCAAGUGGAUUCUUCUGUCAAAUACAGUAAAUGAUAACAGCUGUCAGCCCUUUGGCACUUGCCACAAGGUCUGCAUUCUCUCUUUUAUCAACAAGUAAAAGUGCCUUAAAUUCUACCCUCUGUUGUGCACCUUGCUGUAAGAUUCCAACUUGACAUUUGUUGUAAGCAUUAAGGACUUUUCAAACUGUAAAUGUAAUGAUAAUGUUGGCUCAGUGUUUGAUUCCAUUUAAUAAGAGAUUGCAUUUUCUUAUUCCCUACAUCACUCUUGCUAAUGUUGCCUGUCUACCACUACUUUACAUGCAUCAAUUUGUUGGUUCAAUAAUAUACAUAACUUUUUAUUAGAUUUUGACCAAACCACAUUAGUGACUAUUAUUCAUCACACAGGUUUCUAAUAAAAAUCAGCAUGUUGUGAACUUUCUGUAUAUUGUAUUAAAAAAAGAUGACAUUUAUACAGCACUUUACCACAUCUCUCAAAAUUAUCCCAAAA
Messenger RNA from Stegostoma tigrinum, 7942 nucleotides. Its product is annotated as short transient receptor potential channel 4-like. The transcript is spliced from 11 exons. Gene Ontology annotation, molecular function: protein binding; inositol 1,4,5 trisphosphate binding; store-operated calcium channel activity. Gene Ontology annotation, biological process: regulation of cytosolic calcium ion concentration; calcium ion transmembrane transport; manganese ion transport. Gene Ontology annotation, cellular component: cation channel complex; membrane. The record is from RefSeq and is a predicted model, not a curated record. Lineage: Eukaryota; Metazoa; Chordata; Chondrichthyes; Orectolobiformes; Stegostomatidae. The coding region runs from base 651 to 3638 and encodes 995 amino acids.